AUGGCCGGCCUAGCCCUCCCAUCCGCAAACGGCUCAGCAUCCAAUGCUACCGAGUACGCAAAUGGCAACGGCGCUGUAGAUGCGGGAAGGGGAAAGGUUGGGAAGGGAAGCAGUGAGACGCCUGGUCCCUCGGCGGGGGAGGAAGCAAAGGGAGGGAAAGCUGGUGGAGCGGCUACUUCAGAGGCUGAGCAGGCCCUCCGAGCGCAGGACUUGCCGCUGCCUGUGCUGCAGAACAUCGUUGCUACCGUCAAUUUGGACGUUCGACUCGACCUCAAGACGAUUGCGCUGCACGCUCGUAAUGCCGAGUACAAUCCGAAGCGCUUCGCCGCCGUGAUUAUGCGUAUCCGUGAGCCCAAGACUACGGCCCUCAUCUUUGCCUCAGGCAAGAUGGUCGUCACGGGCGCCAAGAGCGAGGAUGACUCUCGUCUUGCCAGCCGCAAGUACGCUCGCAUCAUCCAGAAACUAGGCUUCGAAGCCAAGUUCACCGAGUUCAAGAUUCAGAACAUCGUAGGCUCCUGCGAUGUCCGUUUCCCCAUUCGUCUCGAAGGACUGGCGUAUGGGCACGGUAUCUACUCGUCGUACGAGCCGGAACUCUUCCCGGGCUUGAUCUACAGGAUGGUCAAGCCCAAGGUGGUGCUGCUGAUCUUUGUGUCGGGCAAGAUUGUACUCACGGGCGCCAAGGUGAGAGAGGAGAUUUAUACGGCGUACAAGAAUAUCUGGCCGGUGCUGCUCGACUACCGCAAGCCUUGA
Molecule: messenger RNA, 750 nt
Organism: Jaminaea rosea
Lineage: Eukaryota; Fungi; Basidiomycota; Exobasidiomycetes; Microstromatales
Product: TBP-domain-containing protein
Exons: 2
Coding region: 1-750 (249 amino acids)
Biological process (GO): DNA-templated transcription initiation
Molecular function (GO): RNA polymerase II general transcription initiation factor activity; DNA binding
Source: RefSeq, a predicted model, not a curated record